Messenger RNA from Pseudocercospora fijiensis CIRAD86, 720 nucleotides. RefSeq lists its product as uncharacterized. The coding region runs from base 89 to 631 and encodes 180 amino acids. Lineage: Eukaryota; Fungi; Ascomycota; Dothideomycetes; Mycosphaerellales; Mycosphaerellaceae. The transcript is spliced from 2 exons. The record is from RefSeq and is a predicted model, not a curated record.
GACGGUCGAGUUCUCCGGAGACGCUUUGCCGGUGCUGGAAACGUUAUUACACAAUUGCACAGAUAUAAAAGCGCAGGACUUGAUCACUAUGCUAUCGAACUCUGAUACUCGCGUGGGAGCAGUCAGAUUCUUGUUGGCAUGGUCCAUUCUCUCAAAUGUUGGGUAUAAGUCGCAAGUCGACCACACGCUUCUCCCUCCAGCACUCGCAGAAUGUCUGUGUGCCAUGAAUCUCGAGACCCAAUCCUCUUCAGCACUUCUGAGCCAAUGGCGCCACGUCACCGGCGCUCUUAUACCGCCUUCAAAAACCAUGUCAUCAGACGAUCCUCGUCAAUUCAACAUCUCACAGCUAGCCAGAGAUGUGAACGACGUGCUUCGCUCCUUCGCCUCGCCAGACGACAUAGGACGUUUUGCCAACAUGACUGAGAUUCUCAGACAAGGUGCAUAUGUUGGCUACGUGACUUUGGUACAACCUACGACGUGGGCGUUUGAAUGGGAGGAUGAGGCUGAUGGUAGGCAUGCAAAUGAGCUGGUGGUGUUCCCGGCUCUGGUACAAAUAAGUGAUGAGCAUGGCAGGCCGCGGAAUAAGGCUCUGCGUAGCAUGGAUAAGCAGAGCGUUCCUAGAGCCAGGUAGUGGAUGCACGACGCGAUGUUAGUAUCUCCCGCGAGUUUCCCAGUCGAGUUUGUACAUAAUGCGGACCACAUGUAGAAUUGGUUUCUUUG